This is a messenger RNA of Setaria italica (foxtail millet), 734 nucleotides long. RefSeq lists its product as uncharacterized. Lineage: Eukaryota; Viridiplantae; Streptophyta; Magnoliopsida; Poales; Poaceae. The record is from RefSeq and is a predicted model, not a curated record. Gene Ontology annotation, biological process: guard cell differentiation; stomatal complex development. The transcript is spliced from 2 exons. The coding region runs from base 73 to 525 and encodes 150 amino acids.
UGCUCGGUUUAUCCUUGGCAAACACGCACAUCGCCUACUUGUCCUUCUCGGACAGGAGCUAGGAAGCAGGAAAUGGGCACGAGGAGGAAGUCCUCGUGCUUACGGGCGCUGACCCCGACGGUGCUGGUGCUCGCGCUCCUGUUGGUCAUGGGCUCGUCGUGGUCGCACGUUGCCGGCGGCGUCAGGACGACACCACGUGCGUCAGUUCCCGCUGAAGCCGGCGUACUCGGCGAGGCCGCACCGGCUGCUGCAAGUUCAGGCAGAAGAGCUGACGAACCACGCCGACCAGAGGCGUUGCCGGAGGAGGAGGAAGGCCGCCCGGUGGCGGAGCGCGAGGAGGAGCUGUGGGCGAAGGAGCGCGGCGCGACGGGGUCGCGGCUGCCGGACUGCGCGCACGCGUGCGGGCCGUGCUCCCCGUGCCGGCGCGUCAUGGUGAGCUUCAUGUGCGCGCAGGCCUCCGAGUCGUGCCCCGUCGCCUACCGCUGCAUGUGCCGCGGCAGGUUCUUCCGCGUCCCCUCCAUCUAGCCAUCUGCUCCAGGAUUCCCUUGUCUUUUUGCUCGCCUCUUGUUCGUUACCUAGUAGGCGUUCGGCUCCAACGUUUCUCCGUCGUCAUGUGCAUGCCUUGGUGUGUAAACUGCCAUGUGAUGCCAAAGCACAUAUAUAUCAGUGCCUGUUUAUAUGAACUAGCUGUUGUGUUUCCAUGUGAUGCUAGUGCUAGCCGGCUCUCGUUUGGU